AUUUUGUAUAAAACAUUUAGUAAUUAUACAUAGCUCAACAAUGAAAUUAUAUUUUAUUUGCGCUUGCACAAUCGUAUUCGCCGUAUGUAAUAUAACACCUACAAAGGCAGUUUCAAAAUGUACAACACUAUCGAAAUAUAGUUCGUUUCAAGCGCUCGUUUCAGGAACUUGUAUUAAUAAUGCGAAGCAAUGGAUUCUUCAAAAUGGGGGAUUGACAUGCAAGGAAUGUAUGUACGUGGAUUCACAAGGUCGCAAAAUCAUUGGCUUUAAUUUUAAUCUCGACGAAACCGACGCAAAGGCAAUCCUAGCCCAUUAUGAAGCUGAUUAUGAUAAGAUCGUGAACGGAACGCCAACGGACUUGACAACGCCGUGUGAUUGUAAGGCGGUAACGUGUCUUAAUCAGAAUCAAAUCGAAGACAUUUUUGAUGAGAGUAUUGCGCAAGCAUUUGGGAAUGCGAAACGCGUCUUGCCAUCGUUUGAAAGGUAAACUGAAUAAUUAAAAGCCCCGGACAAACGGGCAGCAAGGAUGAGAUCUCAUCGAAUCUCGUGGUUCAAAUUUUAAUGAGAGUAAUUGAUAAUUGAUGUCCAGUCAAUCUCAUCAACUCUCGUGCAACUCUUGCUCUCGUUUGUCCGGGGAAUGAGAGUUCUCUCAUUCUAGUUAGUAUCGGGGCUUAACUUUAUUUACAAUUGAUGUAUACAAUUGAGUCAUUCUUUUAUGACCCUGUUAACCUGUUUAAUAGUAUGCGGCACCGAUCUUUCACGUGUUACUAAAUAAAAAUUUUAAUCAAACUACGUACAUAUUACACGCAGGAAGCAAACUCCCUAAAUGCUCCUCUAUUAAUUAAUGUACCACCAACAUACAAUACGAUGCGACGAUUUUAACUUUUUUCCGGUCUUCAUGCAAAGUCUAUACUGUAGUAUAAAGAAGGCCUUACGCCCGUUGCCAAUGAGAGCUUUGUCGGCCUAAACAAAGGCACGAGAUUCGGAACAGGAAAAAGGGGAAGAGUCAAUAUGAUAUUACAAAUUAUUAAUUAAUUUGCACUGCCACUGGGGCCCUUUGUUCAAAGCAUGAUUAAUGCUGACCGUGCCCACAGUGGCGCUCCCAGGAUUUUUUUAUUAGGUAACCCAUGACUAAGCUUCCCGAUCGACUUUUUCCAGGCUCACGGAAUGAAAAUUUUGAACUGAUGAAUAUGCAUAGAGUGGCUAGGCCGGGGUCGUGCAUGGGACUUGCUCCCCCGGAGUUUCGAAGAUUAUAAAGUGCAUCAACAACAUGAUCUUUUUACAUGAUUUAUUUUUCCUCGGAAUUAAAUUGGAAAAGUCACCUUGGAAAACUGGAGGAGUGAAGGCUAGUGAACCGUGUCACCUUAUUUCGUCUCUGUGCAUGAUGCUCUAAUAUGCUCGUGAGCACGCUUAUGACCAUACUGCAUCAUUUUCGUAUAUAUAUUAGCGUGCUCAUGAGCAUACUGGGUUUUGGUAUUCCCAUGAGCACGCUCAUAUAUACAGCUAUUUCAAUUAAGGUUGUCCACGAGCAAAGCGGAAAAGUCGAAUACGAGCGCGAAAGGCUGCUGGGAAUAUCGCUAACAAAUUAAUGAAUUUUCAAAGCGAUUCCCAGCAGCCUUUCGCGCUCGUAUUCGACUUUUCCGCUUUGCUCGUGGACAACCUUAAUUGAAAUAGCUGUAUUGCCUGUAUACCAAAAUCCCGCUAAUUAUAUGCUCACGAGCAUACUACAACUAUGAUUUCUGUUUAUAUAUAUAUGAGCAUGCCCAUGAGCAUAACGGAUUUUGGUAUGCUCAUGAUGAGCAUGCCCAUAUAUACUGUAUGUACGUACCAAAUUCCUGUAAUAUGCUCAUAAGCAUAUACUGCAUGAUUUUCGUGUGUCUUUGACCGUGCUUAUGAGAUACCGGAUUUUGGUAUGCUAAUGAGCAUGUACUCCCAUAUAUGUACCAAAUUCCUGUAAUAUGCUAAUGAGCAACCUUACAUCCUCGGCGGUUUGUGACUAUAAUUAUAGGAUACCUUAUUUCGGCAUAUUUACAGCCGCGGCGGUUGCUGGCUGUAGAGAUACAGGAGUUCAGUAGUCCUUAUAUAGCCACGGCGGUUUGUUGCUAUCAAGGAUACUGGAUUUUGCAAUACCUUACAGCCACGGCAGUUUCUGCUACUUUCUGGCUGUGAAGGAUUAAAAUGACAUACAUGCUAUUUAACAGUUGAAUGUUUUUUGUGGUGUUUGGAGGGGCGGUCCCUCUCCCCUGCCAUGAAGUAAUUCAGUUUUCUGCGUAUCACCUUAUGACUUCUUGAAAUAUCAACACGCACAGGUAUAAAGUCCUAACAUCAUCCAAAUUUAAAUUCGGAGUUAAACCUUGAUUGGAGCUUGCUCUGUUGUUUAACUCCUCUUUAAAUGUACGAAAGCGUAUUAAAACUAAAACUAUCUUUCCUAGUUUAUGCUGUACGGUACAAAAGACUGUCGUGGACAUUGCUUUUGUUCUUGGUAACUCAACAUUCUCGACAUACGAGCAGUUUUUUACUUGGAUAGAGUAUCAGAAUUGGCAGGCGGCCUCAGAUUUCCUGAGUGCAACUAAAUGGUGCCAAGUUGAAGACUCCGCAAGGUGUUAUUCUGAUGCAAAUAACCUUCGCUAUCAAGGGUGUCCAUGUUUUGGACAGUUUCCAAACAAAUGUUAUUACGCUGUAUCAUCUUGUUGCCAGGAAGGCCAGUCUUGUUGCAAUGGUAAGCUAUUGAAUAUUUGUGGUGAUACAUGGUGA
This is a messenger RNA of Paramuricea clavata, 2754 nucleotides long. Lineage: Eukaryota; Metazoa; Cnidaria; Anthozoa; Malacalcyonacea; Plexauridae. The record is from the annotation of a GenBank genome assembly.